AUGGUUCACGGUAUGAUGACGCUGAUCAAAUACGCUUUAUUCCUGUUCAACUUCGUUUUCUGGCUGUGUGGAUUGGCGUUGAUCGUGCCGGGGGCUCUGAUUCAGAUCAAGAAUUCGACAUACAUCAAUUUUCUGGGAAACUCGGUUCUAUCGGCACCGAUCAUCUUGAUCGUUAGCGGAUGCAUCGUGGCGAUUCUGGGUUUCUUCGGCUGCUGUGGCGCCAUUCGCGAAAACUACUGUAUGACGAUGACGGUGAGUAAGUGCGCAAAACUAACCAGUCUACAGCCAAACUGUGCUGUGCAUGACUCACUUCAUCCUGGCUUACUGAUCGCAACGGUUAGAUUAGUCUUAACCUGGCAAACUGCACCUCCCCCUCAUACGUAUAUCCGUCAUAUUUUUGCCAUCAAGCAGUUAUCAGCGAUUCAUAUAUUUAUUCCUUUUCUUUCAUACACUAUGAAACUAUUUCCACACAACUGCUGCUUCUGCCGAUGUGUUGGUAGGUUACAUAAAGAGUAA
Messenger RNA from Soboliphyme baturini, 516 nucleotides. Lineage: Eukaryota; Metazoa; Nematoda; Enoplea; Dioctophymatida; Soboliphymatidae. The record is from the annotation of a GenBank genome assembly.